GCCAAUCCAGCUCGACUCGACUCCCAAGUAUACCUGGAGAUUUUACACACGAAUAAAAACUGUCUGUACUGAGAAGACCUGACGGAACCAUGACAGGUACCGAGUGAAGAAUUAAUAACGGAAUAUCAAGAAAAGAACACUGCGUGUGUUCCGGAGGCGUUCGCAGUUCGAGUGAGCACCUUUUGGUUCGGAGCGCACACAUACGCACGCAUCUGAGCAGCGAUGGGCGCUUGGACGCUGCUGCUGUGCCUACUCGCCAUUGUGAGAGGCAGCCUGGGGGCGGAUACUGAAGAGCGGCUGGUGGAGCACCUGCUAAACCCCGCCCACUAUAACAAACUGAUCCGCCCAGCGACCAAUGGUUCUGAGCUGGUGACAGUUCAGCUGAUGGUGUCCCUGGCCCAGCUCAUCAGUGUGCACGAGAGAGAGCAGGUCAUGACCACCAACGUAUGGCUCACACAGGAAUGGCAGGACUACCGUCUGACUUGGGUCCCUGAGGAGUUUGAUGGCAUGGAGAAGGUCAGACUGCCUUCCAAACACAUCUGGCUGCCUGACGUUGUGCUGUAUAACAAUGCUGACGGAAUGUACGAGGUCUCCUUCUACUCCAACGCGGUGGUCUCCCAUGACGGCAGUAUCUUCUGGCUGCCUCCAGCCAUCUACAAGUCAGCCUGUAAGAUCGAGGUCAAACACUUUCCCUUCGACCAGCAGAACUGCACCAUGAGGUUCCGCUCCUGGACCUACGACCGCACAGAGAUCGACCUGAUCCUGAGGUCCGACGUGGCCAGCAUGGACGACUUCACACCCAGCGGAGAGUGGGACAUCAUCGCCCUGCCGGGGCGCCGCAACGAGAACCCUGCCGACCCCACCUACGUAGACAUCACCUAUGACUUCAUCAUCCGCAGGAAACCUCUGUUCUACACCAUCAACCUCAUCAUCCCCUGUGUCCUCAUCACUUCUCUGGCUAUCUUAGUGUUCUAUCUGCCCUCUGACUGUGGAGAGAAGAUGACCCUGUGUAUCUCUGUCCUGCUGGCCCUCACUGUGUUCCUCCUGCUGAUCUCUAAGAUCGUCCCCCCCACCUCCCUGGACGUUCCUCUGGUCGGGAAGUACCUGAUGUUCACCAUGGUCCUGGUGACCUUCUCUAUUGUCACCAGUGUGUGUGUUCUCAACGUGCACCACCGCUCACCCACCACACACACCAUGCCCCCCUGGGUCAAGCUGGUGUUCCUCAACAAAUUGCCUACGCUGCUCUUCAUGCACCAGCCCCAGAACAGCUGCGAGCGUCAGAAGCUGCGCCAGCGACGGAGGGGCCAGGAGCAGAGGGAGGGGGGCAGGGAUGGGGGCUCCACCGGGGGGCUGAUGGUGGGCCUGGGGCUGGGGGGUGGAGGGGGUGGCACGGAUAACAACGACCCCUGUACGUGUUACGUGAACCGGGCGUCGGUGAAACAGUUUGUAGGGGAGCUGGGAGGGGGCGCGGGGGGAGGAGGGGGAGGGGGGUCGAUGGAGGGGCUGAACGGGCUGAGGGAAGACAGGGAGGGGGAGCAGGGGAACCGGCCCAGGGGGAAACGGGUAGGAGGGGGCCCAGCCCUGACCCAGGCCGUGCUAGGACAAGCCUGCCCUGGGUUGGAGGAGGCUGUCGACGGGGUCCGCUUCAUCGCCAACCACAUGAAGACUGAAGACGACGACCAGAGUGUGAGCGAGGACUGGAAGUAUGUUGCCAUGGUGAUCGACCGUCUCUUCCUGUGGAUCUUUAUAAUUGUGUGUGUGUCCGGAACGGUCGGGAUGUUCCUCCAGCCACUGUUCCAGAACUACACUGCCAAGACCAUCACCAACACCAAUGGCUGACCAACCAGGUGCCCAGCAGCAUCGAUGGACACCGCCCCGACCCAAUCAGCACAGCAGGACAGGGGCAGGAGGGAGGGACCUGCUCAGCAGGGGAAGUGGGUUUUAUUAAGUCUGUGGAACUAAAUUGGACAGGAGCCACACCUGUUAACCUUUAUAGCCUUUCUACUGAACUGUUCUGAACUGAAGAACUAAACUUAACACCAACAUCGUAUUAAAGAUUGUUUUUUUUCCAUAGGAGGGAUAAAUGGACCUCUUCCCUUUUUCCCAGAGGAAGGUGGAGUUAUGCCUCUCCUCUCUCCCUCUGAGUGACAAGCGGCAGAAGCCAAUCAGGGAGAGAGGACAAUCUCUAAAUUGUUUGACAUCCUGUAGAACGCUACGCCAGCCAAUCAAUGCUCUUCAUUCCAAGCUGACUGUGCAAGCUUACUGAGAGUAUAUUGUUGCACCUUAACUGGUACAGAACUUAAUGCUUCAGUAACAGAACCUUGAUUGGAAACUGUGUCAACCAAUCGGGAAAAUGUAAAGGCAAGUGGGGGGUUGUCAAGGUUCAUAAUUGUUUUUCCAAGCCACUUCUGUUAAGCCAACUGAUAGUACAGUACAGUAUAUUUUAUCAUAGCAUAGCAGUGUACCACAGUAUAGCUUUGAAUAUAAUAUUAUUGCUCUGUGUCUGUUCCUGAGAGAAAGGUAGGGUGCAGGGGUUUGUUGUAUGCUUCUCUGCGCUUUUAAACAAGAAUGUGAUAUUACCUGUACUACACAGCCUGUGACGUGCACACUAACACUAUAUGAGGAGAAGAGACAGAUCGUGAAGGAGAUGAAAGAGAUGAAAGAGAGAGAGGGAUAUUGACAGAGAGUUAGAUGGAAUGAGAUGAAGUAGUUAUAGUGAAUCCCAAACCGCCCCCUCGCCAAUACCAACUCCCUCCGUUGUCACGUGUUGCUGACGAAGCUCCGAGGGUGACUUCCAGAGAGUGGCGAUGGGAUCAAUAAACCCACCGGGACCAGUCUCUGAAUCAGACAUAAACACAUGCACGUGGUAUAUAAUUAGACACGCCUCUCCAUUUUUUUAUAAUUCAAUUGUGCUAACUUCAGACAUAUAGCAGUGAGUGUCGGGAUAGUACGUCGCUCUGAAGCCUGCAUCCGUGCUGGCUAGGUCGAAGUGGCUUUAGGAGGAUCUAAUUAGCCCCUACACCCCCAUAAUAUUCACUCCCUCAGCUUUAGUACACUUGUGCAAAUGGCAGAGGUGGAGAGGCAGGGGGUGAAGGGGCAGGGGGUGAUUUGGGAUUCAACCUUAGAGAAAGAUAAAGGUGUAGGAUGUCUGCGUAUACAGCUCUAUUGGGAUAAUAGCAGCUUGUGCCAUAGGGUACAGUUGCAAGGGGAUGAGUCUAGAUUCAGUAAGUUCCUGGGAAACUGAGAUUGGGUUGAGCCAAGAUGGAGUAAAUUCCCUCCUUUUACAGUUUUUUAAAUUUAUUUUAACCUUUAUUUAACCAGGCAAGUCAGUUAAAGAACAAAUUCUUAUGUUCAAUGACGGCCUAGGAACAGUGGGUUAACUGCCUGUUCAGGGGCAGAAUGACAGAUUAAUACCUUGUCAGCUCAGUUGAGCCAUGAUUGCACAAAAUUGGGUGGUCGAAUAUAGAACUGACAGAUGAUAUGUAUUGUUGGAAUAAGGAUGUUUUCUCACAAAAUGUAAGCUAUUGUAUGUUAUGAAUGUUUGCACAAAUGUUAAUUUCUGUCAUCACUGUGAUUCUCAUUAUCAGAGUAAGACAGUGUCUCACUCUGUCCUCUCUUCCUUUCCUCCCUCUCGCCUCCCCUCCUUCUCCCUCUCUCCUCUCCUCCUUCCUCCUCAUGUCCUCCCCUCCUUCCCCCUCCUGCCCUCUCCUCCUUCCCCCUCUCUCCUCCCCUCCUUCCCCCUCCUGUCUUCUCCUUCUUCCCCCUCCUGUCCUCUCCUCCUGUCCUUUCCUCCUGUCCUUUCCUCCUUCCCCUUCUCUCCUCUCCUCCUUCCCCCUCCUGCCCUCUCUCCUUCCCCCUCCUGCCCUCUCCUCCUUCCCCCACCUGUCCUCUCCUCCUUCCCCCUCCUGUCCUCUCAUCCUGUCCUUCCCUCCUUCCCCUUCUCUCCUCUCCUCCUUCCCCCUCUCUCCUCCCCUCCUUCCCCCUCCUGUCCUCCCCUCCUUCUCCCUCGCUCCUCUCCUCCUUCCCCCUCCAUCCCCCACCUGUCCUCCCUCCUUCCCCCUCCUGUCCUCCUGUCCUCUCCUCCUGUCCUUCCCUCCUUCCCCCUCUCUCCUCUCUUCCUUCCCCCUCCUGUCCUCCCUCUCUGAUUGUGUUGUGCUCUGCAGAUGACUCUCUCCUCUCCUCCUUCCCCCUCCUGUCCUCUCCUCCUGUCCUUCCCUGUUUCCCCUUCGCUCCUCUCCUCCUUCCCCCUCCUGUCCUCCCUCUCUCAGAUUGUGUUGUGCUCUGUAGCUGACUCUCUCCUCUCCUCCUUCCGCCUCCUGUCCUCCCUCUCUCAGAUUGUGUUGUGCUCUGUAGCUGACUCUCUCCUCUCCUCCUUCCACCUCCUGUCCUCCCUCUCUCAGAUUGUGUUGUGCUCUGUAGCUGACUCUCUCCUCUCUUCCUUCCCCCUCCUGUCCUCCCUCUCUCAGAUUGUGUUGUGCUCUGUAGCUGACUCUCCCCAGUGUGUAACGGUGUGUAAGGCUGUAUUAUUAUUAUUGUCAGAACACAAGCCACCUAUAAUUAUUACAGUAAUGGGCCAGGUUCAAUUACUUAAUGUCCGAUGUGUGUGUGUGCACUCAUUGCCCACUGCAUUACCAUAUCUGUCCGACGCAAUGUGCAAGAGAGCUUACUUCCCUGGAGAGAGAGAGACCAGCCAAGUGUUAACUGCCAUCCCGAGUGAUCCCCUUCCAUGACCUUGCGUCACUCUGUGGGACACAGGCUUUUCACAGUGGGGUAGUCCAGGAGAGCCCCAGGAGUGUGUAAGCCUUUCAGAGAGCUGUGGAGUCCUGUGGAGUGGAGUCCUCUCUUUCCCUUCAGGACCUGACUGUAGAGGUGUGAAGCAAACAGAGUGCUGUCCAUCCCCUCCCUCCUCCCCUCCUUCCCCCUCCCUCCUCCCCUCCUUCCCCCUCCCUCCUCCCCGUUUCUCCACCCCUCUCUUUUUCUUCCUUCUCUCCCCUUCAUUCCCUUGUUCUCUCUCUCUCCUCUGUCCCUCUCUCUUUGUCUCUGUGUGUUUCUCCAUUCCCCACUCAGAGGAGAGCGUUGUCCUCCAAUAACCGCUCACAGCUUUGUUCCUGUCCAAUAAAGGUUGUAGGU
Messenger RNA from Oncorhynchus kisutch (coho salmon), 5130 nucleotides. RefSeq names its product neuronal acetylcholine receptor subunit beta-2-like. The transcript is spliced from 6 exons. Gene Ontology annotation, cellular component: postsynaptic membrane. Gene Ontology annotation, molecular function: transmembrane signaling receptor activity; acetylcholine-gated monoatomic cation-selective channel activity. Bases 223 to 1839 code for a protein of 538 amino acids. NCBI's taxonomy places the organism in Eukaryota, Metazoa, Chordata, Actinopteri, Salmoniformes, Salmonidae. The record is from RefSeq and is a predicted model, not a curated record. Gene Ontology annotation, biological process: monoatomic ion transmembrane transport.